Molecule: messenger RNA, 740 nt
Organism: Vigna unguiculata (cowpea)
Lineage: Eukaryota; Viridiplantae; Streptophyta; Magnoliopsida; Fabales; Fabaceae
Product: putative lipid-binding protein AIR1
Source: RefSeq, a predicted model, not a curated record
CCUCUCCAAUCUCACGCACCAAACCAAACCAAAGCAAGAGUGGUAACAGUGUUGCAAGAGUGAAGAACUUGUAACAGCAGUGUGAAAUGGCUUCAAAGGUUGCUCUUGUGUUGUGUCUGAACAUCUUGUUUUUCAGUGUGGUAAGCUGCACAUACGUGCCAUGCAACCCACCACCGAAAGCUCCGAAACACCCACCAUACACACCUGUGCCAAAGCCACCUUCCACAAACUAUGGGACUUGCCCUGCAGACACCCUUAAGUUUGGUGUGUGCGCUGAUGUGUUGGGUUUGAUCGGCGUGCAGCUUGGGAAGCCACCGAAGACGCCGUGCUGCGAACUCAUCCACGGCCUCGCCGAUCUUGAAGCCGCCGUCUGCCUCUGCACCGCUCUCAAAGCUAACAUCUUGGGCAUCAACCUCAAUGUUCCCGUCAAGCUCAACUUGCUCCUCAACUACUGUGGAAAGAAAACUCCUAAGGAUUUCCUCUGCAACUAAACAAACACUUUCAUAAACUUAAAUCACCAUGUCCUAAGCUUCUCUAUUUUGCUAUAUUCGUUAUUCAUCACUAUUCUGUGUACUUAGUGUUCCCUCUGCUGCUUGAAAUUUGGCCAACGAACAUUUCGUUCGUACUAGGUUUUUGCUGUUAUUAUCUUUGUCAUGAUUGAAAUGAAAGACUCCCUGGGAAGUCCCUUUGUAUUGUAUGUGAAAUUUCUACCAAUAAAAUUUUUAUAUUUUAGCUGAUAA